AUGGUGAACGGUAUUACCAAACAAAGUCUCUCAAUCGAUGCGCUCGAUAUUCUCCUGGGAAAAUAUCGGAUUAUAGGUGCCAGCAGUCAUACACCCCAUCAAAUGCGUGAGCUCAUCGAGUUUAGUCAGAGCAUGGUACCUUGGGAGGCUCAUAUGGCCACCUUUGACAACAUUGCGGGCAUUCAAAAGGCUAUUGAGCUUUUGGAGAAUGGUAAAACAGCUGGUCGAUUUGGUAUUAUCUUCUAA
Molecule: messenger RNA, 246 nt
Organism: Penicillium antarcticum
Lineage: Eukaryota; Fungi; Ascomycota; Eurotiomycetes; Eurotiales; Aspergillaceae
Exons: 1
Coding region: 1-246 (81 amino acids)
Source: RefSeq, a predicted model, not a curated record